Owenia fusiformis is the source of this 972-nucleotide messenger RNA. The record is from the annotation of a GenBank genome assembly. Lineage: Eukaryota; Metazoa; Annelida; Polychaeta; Sabellida; Oweniidae.
AAAAGGUAGACUGAUAAUAUGAAGAUUAACCAUUUUAACCUUCAUCUAAUCUGUGACCUUUCUAAGUGCAAUGUACAGUACAAUGUAUUUCCUGAAUGCCAACACGGUGAACCCUAAAUGGGGAUUCCCCUUAACUAAAUGGUUUCUAUUCCGAUAAGUCUUUAUAUGAAACAAAAGAAAAAGAAAACUGGUAAACGUAGACUAAAAUAGAUCUUAGCUCUCUCACUCCACAGUCUGCUGCAGUGAACGAUCAACAAAAAGAAGAUGAAAGUUUAUCAUUACACCUCAGAAGAUGGCCUGAAAGGCAUACAGUCGUCUAUGAUGAUUCAUGAAUCUACAGACACAACUAAAGAUGCAAUGCUUGGAUAUGGUGUUUACUUUACAACUAUGGAUCCUGGACAGCACUCAAAAGAAGAAAUUUUACAAAAUAAUUAUGAUAGUGCAAUAAGGGCAAUGCAUGUCAAAAGAAUGGACUACGCUAUAGAGGUGGAGAUCCCAAUAGGCCAACUGAAAGAAAAUCCAGGAAUGAGAAAUGUUUGGGUUCAUCCUGGAUCUGUAUAUCUGAAUGAUUAUCCACAUCGAUUCAUCAGAGUCAGUGAUGAUCUUAAAAAAGUGUUUGAAAAAGGGUCACUAUUGAGAAAUGUAUUUCUUGGAGGUGUAAUUGUAGCAGGAGUCUUAGCCUUGGGAGCAGUUUUUAACUGGAACUAAGGUUUAUUUAGGAAACCAUGUUUAAUUUAUCUGAUAUAAUAAUAUAAGAACUUACCCCUAAGUUGUGACAGUUACAUCUUGUGUCAUUGCCAGCCCUCUGCUGAUACUCCUCGUCAUUAGGGAAGCUACAAGAUGCACUGUAUAUAGCACUAGGUGUAUCAGGCACUUGAACAGGGCUACGUAACAUGUGGUUCAGGCUUCCUAUUGUUCCAUUGUUUGGAACACCAGUCACAUUUAAUAAACCUACAAGAUAUUUAGUUCUUA